Cydia strobilella is the source of this 3699-nucleotide messenger RNA. RefSeq lists its product as uncharacterized. The record is from RefSeq and is a predicted model, not a curated record. Lineage: Eukaryota; Metazoa; Arthropoda; Insecta; Lepidoptera; Tortricidae. The coding region runs from base 1 to 3699 and encodes 1232 amino acids. The transcript has 3 exons.
AUGGCUCCGACAUCGGAAGAUUUGAAACAGUUGCGAGCGUCACGGGGUUACACUAAAGCUUCGAUUACUCGACUGUUCAAUUUUAUCAGUAACCAGGAUGAUGUCGACCUUAGUACAAUUAUUGCCUUAGAGGCAAAGCGAACAAGAAUCGUUGAAUUGUUCAGCGAAUACGAACAUUGCAAUAAGCAAAUUCUAGCUAUAGAUGACGCAGACGCCGAGGAUGUUGCGAGCUAUGAGGAAAACUAUUUUCACAUCCUCACAACCCUCAAUGAGGCGAUUAAAAUAAAAUCCUCGCCCUCGUCUGAGACACCUGUAUCGUCCUGUCAAAAUAACUAUAAGGCCAAACUGCCUACUAUCAAAAUAGAAACUUACACUGGUAAGUAUAGUGAAUAUACAGGCUUUAUUAACUUGUUUAAGGCAAUAAUACAUAACGAUAGAUCAAUUGAUAAUGUUCAAAAAUUAUAUUAUUUGCGCUCAUUUCUAGCAAAUGAACCCUUUGACUUGAUUAAGAACCUUCCUCUGGCUGAAGGCAGCUACGAGGAAGCUCUUAAGCUUUUAGACGAAAGGUAUAACCACAAGUUUAAAAUAGUAAAUGAGCAUCUCAAUUCCUUGCUUGACAUAAAUGCCUUGGUCAAAUCUAAUCCUAUAAAUUUAAGACAGUUUGUGUCAUGUGUCAAACAAUCUUUAUCAGCAUUAAAGAAUUUAAAUGUAAGUACUGAUAACUGGGAUCCUAUUAUAUUGGCUAUUUUGUACCGUAAAUUAGACACCUACACGUCACGGGCAUACCAAUUAGACCGAGACGACACUGAGGAGCCCACUGUCCACGAGUUCCUGCUGUAUUUGGAGAAACGCGCCUUGGCACUGGAGAAUGCUGAGCCGCCGCCCACACCCGGGAAGUCUCACCACAAAGCAGUGGUAAAUGUGACAGCGACCGCCUCUCCUGCCUGCAGUUAUUGUAAGUCUAAUCACCGACUAUUUGACUGUAGCAAAUUCAAAAUGCUUACUAGUAGUGAAAGGAUAGCUUUCAGCAAAAAUAGUAGCCUGUGCUCUGUCUGUCUGAACAAGCACUAUGGAAAAUGCCGCUUUCAUUUCCGGUGCAGCACAUGCAAACAAGCUCAUAAUACUUUACUGCAUCCGGACUCGGCUAACCAACCCCAAGUUUCUUUAAUAUCAAAUUUGGGGCACAACGGAGUUCUAUUACCCACGGUUAAAGUAAAGCUUUAUUCACGGACAGGUAGUGUAGUUCAUGUAAAGGCUCUUUUAGAUUGUUGUUCUCAAAGCUCUCUAGCCACCACUAAAUUAAUAAAUAUUUUAGGACUGACCCCAAGCAAGGACAACAGCAAUAUAAUUGGUGCUGGAGGAAAAGGUACUGAUACACAGUAUUCUAUACCUUUAGAUGUGUAUUCUUUAACCAUGCCUUACCGAGUCACUGCGAACUGCAAUGUAAUGGACAAAAUUACCUGCAAGCUUCCACAAAAUGAAAUCAGUUUGGACGCAAUUAAUAUACCUGAUGGGAUCACUCUGUCUGAUAUUGAUUUCCAUCAGCCGUCUGAGAUCAAUUUACUUCUAGGUGCGGACAUAUUUUUCCAGGUCCUCCUGCUGGAGCCAGUUCCCGGUCAGCAGAAGCUGUCAGCGCAGCCUGCUGAAGACCCAGCAAGUCUACACCCUACGGUUGUAAAUACAAAGCUUGGCUACAUCAUAGGUGGGGGUUUACCGCGACAACAAUCCAGUGACAAAAGUAAGGUAACGCUUUUCUGUACACAAUGCGACUCCAGUCUUAAUGAGAGUCUGCAACAAUUUUGGAAUGCAGAAUGCAUCCCUCAAACCUUUUGCGAACGCUUGUCUGAGCAUCAACAAUGUGAAACCACAUUUCAGAACACCACUGUUUUGAAAAAUAACAAGUUUCAGGUUGACUUGCCUUUAAAAGUCCCUUUGAAUGAGGUCAAUGAUGUGCUCGGUAGCUCUUUUGAUAUGGCUUAUUAUAGGUUCCUUAACCUCGAAAAGAGAUUGCACAAAAAUAUAAAUUUGCUAUCAGAUUAUGAAAAGUUCAUCGAUGAAUAUGUUGACUUGAAGCAUGGGCACUAUAUUGACUUCAAUCAAUUGGAUUUUGAGAAUGAUCCUCUAUACUUUGCAUCCCACCAUGCUGUUAUUAAUGACUCUAGCAAAACUACACGUACCCGGGUAGUCUUCGACUGUUCUUUGCAAUCUAACAAAAAGGUAUCGCUCAAUGACAUUUUGCUUAACGGGCCUCCGGUACAAAAAGAGUUGUUUGACAUAAUGCUUUUGUUCCGAUUAGGCAACUAUACCUUCUCCACAGACAUACGACGCAUGUUUCGGUGUGUUGACAUUAAUCCGAUGCAUGCCACAUUACAAAAUAUUUUGUGGAGAAGCAAUCCUAAUGAGCCUCUGAAAUGCAUACAAUUAGAUACUGUUACCUACGGGCAAAAAAGUAGUACAUAUUUAAGCACUCGAUGCUUACUAGAGCUCGCAGAUAGGUAUGGAAGUGAUUUCCCACUUGCAGCUUAUAUAUUAAGAAAUUGCACUUAUGUAGAUGAUAUGUGUUUUUCAAACUCCGAUUUAAAGAUUAUGAUGGAAGCUAAAUCGCAAUUAAGGGAGUUGUUAAGUAAGGGCAGUUUCAAUACUCACAAGUGGGCAUCUAAUGAUCAGCGAGUCUUAGAGGGCAUUCCCAACGAUAAACGGCAGUUUGAUGACUUAGACUUCCAAAAGGAUAAUUUAUAUUUAAAGACUUUAGGUUUAAAACUUAAUAUGCGAGACGAUUUCUUUGUUUUUUCUUGCCCCGAGGCCUUUAAAAAGGAAAAACCUACCAAGAAAGAAAUAUUAAGCUAUAUUUCGAAAUUUUAUGAUCCGCUAGGUUUUAUAGCGCCAAUUAUCAUGAAGGCAAAGGCUUUCAUGCAAAAAAUAUAUGCUGAGAAGAUAGGUUGGAAUGAGGUUCCUUCAGCUAUGCUGCUACAAGAAUGGUCUUCAUUUGCUUUUAAAUUAUCUCAAAUGGAACCCUUCACCAUUAAUAGGAACCUGCAUAUACCCUCCAAUGUUUCUGCAUUGCAAUUGAUAGGUUUUGCUGAUGCAUGUAGCACGACAGGUUACGGCUGCUGUGUGUAUCUUCGAGUGGUCGACGAACACGGUAAUGCUUCACUUUCAUUACUUAGUGCAAAAUCUCGAAUCAAUCCCCGCAAUAAGGAUACACUCACCAUAGCUCGCUUAGAGCUGUGUGCUAUGCUACUAUUAUCUAAACUAGUCGCUCGAGUUUAUGAAACGCUAAAAUCGCAAUUAAAUAUACAAGACGUAUAUCUGUUUUCUGACUCGCAAAUUGCAUUAGCAUGGGUGAAAACAGAGCCUUUAAGAGAUAGAUGGCGCUGGCUGUAUGUACCCAGUGGAGAAAAUCCAAGCGACUGCCUGAGCAGAGGUACAGAUCCAGAUGAGCUGCGUCACAUACCAAUGUGGCUGCACGGCCCAAGCUUUCUACAGGAAGGUAACUACAACUUUAAUAAUAAGAAUAACCCUCCUGCAAUCGAUGACCUACCUGAAUUGAAAAAAGCGCCCUCUAGUGCCAAGGUGACGUUAAUUACUCAAAAAGGAUCAGAUCCUUACGAUUUCUUAGAAAGGUUUUCUGACCUCAACAAAAUGGUUAGGAAUGAAAGCUCAGUGUGCAAAACAGCUAAUGGGUUCUUUGCCACCUGA